CCUUCUCUCUCCUAGAACUCAGGGGCAGCCGUGCUGCCUCCAGCGCCCCCACUCUGUUUCCUGGUCGCUGGGGGCAGGCAGCUUGUGGACCUGGCCAGGCUAUUCCAGCCUUGGGAGAAGGGAGGUUGAGGAUGACGCUCUAAUGACCGAAUUUGGGCCUGGGGAAUUCUGAAAGAGGAAUGGCUGGGGCGGGGGCCCUGGAGGCUUGGGGCGACCUGCCCCGCGGGGCUUUCUGGCCCUGGUGCCGGCCCGCGCCCGGUGCCCUCUCCUGCCUAGGCAGGCGAGGCGCUUGCAGCCUUCCUUUUUUCACCAGCCAGGGUGUUGGCGAGUUAGACCUCCCAGCCUCACGGGGCUGCUGUGCGGCUGCGGCGACGUUGGCGACUGCGGCGCUGCGGCGGAGACGAAGGGCUCGGGAGGCGGCGCCAUGGACUGGUGACUGCAGCUGGAAGUGCCCAUGACCGAGCUGGAGUCCUCCGGGGGCGGGUCCCCUGUGGGGGACGGGGAGGAGGGUCUGGGGGACGAGCGAGGCCUGGUCAUCCACCACCCUGCCGAAGAGCAGCCCCACCGCUGCCCCCUGUGCGGCCAGACCUUCUCGCAGCAGCCCAGCCUGGUGAGGCACCAGAAGGCGCACGCCGGGGCGGGCCGCGCGGCCUCCUUCGUGUGCCCCGAGUGCGGCAAGGCUUUCAGCGUGAAGCACAACCUCGAGGUGCACCAGCGCACGCACACCGGGGAGCGACCCUUCCCCUGCCCCGAGUGCGGCCGCUGCUUCAGCCUCAAGCAGAACCUGCUCACGCACCAGCGCAUCCACAGCGGCGAGAAGCCGCACCAGUGCGCGCAGUGCGGCCGUUGCUUCCGGGAGCCGCGCUUCCUGCUCAACCACCAGCGCACCCACGCGCGCAUGCCCGCGCCGCACCCGCGCCGGCCCGGCGUCUUCGGGGAGCGGCGACCCUACUUCUGCCCGCGCUGUGGCAAGAGCUUCGCACGCGAGGGCUCGCUCAAGACCCACCAGCGCAACCACGGCCACGGGCCCGAGGGCCAGGCGGCCCACCUAGGCCGCGUGCUAUGACGCGCACGUGGCCUGCCACCCUCGGCUGCCUCCAGGCCCAGAGCCGCGUUCCGGGGCCCUGGAGAUGGCGCUGGGCCGCGGCCCUCUCUCUGGACAGGAUCCCGGGAGAGGGGCAAGACUGGCUCAGGACCCUCUGCAGCUGCUUUGGGCUCCUGCGUUGGUCUUCCUCAGGCUCCUGCAGCCUACAGCAGGUACAAAAUGGGCAGGACCUCAUAGCCCAGAAGGUGCCGGGCACAUCUGGGCACAGAGACUAGGAAUGGAGUCCCAUGGGGACCUGCAUGGCACUGCACCCUGGCAUGAGACACGUCCUCUAAGAAGAUCUACCUUGGGAGGUGCCCUGCAGUGACCUAUAGAGGUGACCUGAUGGAGCCUGGAAUUAGAGGCCAAUUCCAAGCCCUGGUGGGAAGACUCCCCAGGCCUCAUGGGAGUCACAGCAGGGGCAGGCCUCCUGCUGACUUCCUGGCCAUGGAUCUCUGCUCUCAUGUGGCUGCAGGGAUGGCAUCUGUGGCCUUUCUGCUCCUGCCUGGUCCGCCAGUCAGCUAAAGUUCAGAGACAGGAAGUGGCUGGUUUAAGUCAACACAGCAGGUCGGUGGCAGGUCAGGCUUGAGGCAGAACCUUGCCCUGUGUGUGAACAGUUCCUGCAGACUUCAUUUCCUUUCCGAGCCAGAAAGGUUGUUAACACUUUGGGGUCACAGGCCCUUUAAAAACUGGUGAAAAUUAUGGACCUUCUCCCCAGGAAAACAUGCAUACAUACUCACUUAGACUAAAAAGUUCCAAGCAGCUGGACUCCAGACAAAGAACCUCAGCCCUGGAGGCUUCACCUGCCACCCUUCCCUUACCUGACACUCACAGAGCCCCGAGUUAAGGCUGCCAUGCGAGUAGUGUUUCUCUCUCCCCCUGAGCUCGUUCCCUUGUUUGGGAAUAAAGAAUUCUAAGGUGGAGAUUCAUAUAGUCAGUCCCUUCUCUCAGACAUAACAUUGCACCAGAUUUCUGGAAUCUAGUUUCCCUUCCUCUGACGUCACCAAGGUUCCCUGGACUGGUUUGCUCCUCUGCGUUUGUUUCUUGUUCUGCCAGCAGCAUGCUGGCUUGUGAAAUGGAGCCCCUGCUCAGCGUAGGCUCCGAUUUCACUGUGAGGUGUUGGGGAGCUGGAUUCUGAGGAACUGGUCCACGUCUACCCAGGGAAAAGAAAACCUGCUUCCAGCAGUCACACUCAGACAAGGUGCCUCCUGCCCAACCAGGUGCAGAUCCAGGCAGGUCUUGUGGGAGAGCUGGGGAGGAAGAGGGUAGAGCCCUGCUGCAGGUGGCUGUGGCCAGUGGGAGAGGCGGUGCAGAAGCUGGGUAUCCCCAAGCAGAUGGGUACAAGUGGCAGGGCCAGGCUCCAGGCCAGUUGCAGUGCUUGGUCUUCACACCUGAGCAGGUCAUCCUGGAGCCUACAGGGCUCAUCUGCCUCCCCAGAAUGAACUGCCCAUCAAAAAAGGUGGGACCCACUGGGGCUGCAAUGGAGGCCGUUGGAUCCCUGCCCUGGGUUCUUCCUGCUCCUGUCUCCCAUGCAGUUGGACCCGUAGACUCUUCCUGGACACCUACUGUAUAGGAUCGCAGAAUGCUUGGGGCAAUAGGAAAGGGGAGGCACUCCCUGCCCUGGAAGCUUCCACGUGGCUCCGGUCCUUGGCCCAACCUAGGGAGAACCACAACAGCACGCCCUCGCUCUGCUCACCGUUCAGCUUGUCUCCUUGCUGUACCUGUGCUGUGCCUUCCCCAGUAUUGCUCGGAAAUGUCCCCUUCCUCCUCCUCCCCACUGAGCUCUCCACCAGGGUCGACCUCCUUGCCUUCCUUCUCUGUACAGGCCCUGUGUGAACACACUGUCACCCCUGAGUACGCUGUGCCGUCUAGUCUUGUGCUGUAGUUUCCUCUGUGUGUGUGUGCGUGCACAGGUGUGCAUGAGUCUCGAGUCUCCAACUAGACUGUGAGCUCCCUGAGGGCAAGGGACUGUGCCAUUUCCUCUCGGACCCCGGCUGGGUCUGGCACCGGGCUGGACUCCUAACUCUCAGGAACACUUGUCCACUGGCUGAUGAAGCAAGUGCUGGAGUGGGGGCGGGGCUGGAGGAGUGCGGGGAGAGGGCAUGCCAGUUAACUAGUGGGCUGUGGGCCGGCUCCCUGGGUCAAGAAUGGACACCGGGGGCCUCAGGUCCUUCACUACGUGCAGGCAGUGGAAGCCGGAGGAUCCCCCACCCGCUGACCACCCAUGGCUACACAGGAGUAAAGGGUCAUCCAGGCUGGCUAUUUUUGGAGGUCACUGACACCUACUGGAGCUGACCGAGUGGAAUAAAUGUUCUCACGACAUCAGCUGGUGUGAGGAGUAGUCCUUGGGGCUUAGCUGGGAGCAGGUGGAGGCCUCACUCUUAGCCAUCAUCAUUU
Molecule: messenger RNA, 3481 nt
Organism: Sciurus carolinensis (gray squirrel)
Lineage: Eukaryota; Metazoa; Chordata; Mammalia; Rodentia; Sciuridae
Product: zinc finger and SCAN domain-containing protein 2
Exons: 3
Coding region: 455-1066 (203 amino acids)
Biological process (GO): regulation of transcription by RNA polymerase II
Molecular function (GO): RNA polymerase II cis-regulatory region sequence-specific DNA binding; DNA-binding transcription factor activity, RNA polymerase II-specific
Source: RefSeq, a predicted model, not a curated record